GAGGGCAGCAGCCGCUUUGAAGCAACAGGAAGACGCAGGAGAAGAAGAUGCCAUGUUGGGGUGUUGUUUAUGUUUCAUAAACAGACUUUAUGCAUCAUUAUAGACUUUAUGUGUUUUAUUAUAGACUUUAUAUAAACUGAUAAACGUGCCGUUAAUGCUCCGUUUCUCUCCGCGCUCCUCAAACACGGUCAGAAAUGUCAGGGGACGGUGAAACAGCCGGUGGAGGUGCCGGGCUGCAGCCUUUGUGUGACCCGCCUCAGCAGAGCUUUAACUCGGCCCCGGAGCUCAGCGUGAGCCCUUCCUCCAGAUUCCUGCAGGUCGAGCUGGAGUUGAACACCCACCUGCGGCGGCUCACCUUCAGCGAGCCCGUCCGGUACAUCUACAACCCGCUGGAGUACGCCUGGGACACGCACCGCUGCUACGUGGAGAAGUACUGCCAGGGCGGACAGCGCGUCCUGUUUCUGGGCAUGAAUCCUGGACCCUUCGGCAUGGCGCAGACCGGGGUCCCCUUCGGGGAAGUGAAGUCUGUCGUUGAUUGGCUGAAGAUCACAGGGGAGGUCGGUCAUCCUUCUGACGAGCAUCCAAAGCGACGGAUCACAGGACUUGCCUGCACUCAGAGUGAAGUGAGCGGUGCACGUUUCUGGGGCUUCUUCAGGAAGUUGUGUGGUGAGCCGUCACUGUUCUUCCAGCACUGCUUCGUGCACAAUCUGUGCCCGCUCAUUUUCAUGAGUGCCAGUGGAAAGAAUUUAACCCCCCCUGAGCUGCUUUUACGUGAACGGGAGGCCCUCCUGGCCCUCUGUGACAUUGCACUGUGCCAAGCGGUGGAGGCGCUGGGUGUCUCCAUGGUGAUUGGGGUUGGGAGGGUAGCAGAGCAGCGAGCGCGGCGUGCCCUGUCUGCUGCAGGCGUCGAGGGUGUGCGAGUCGAGGGCAUCAUGCAUCCGUCACCCAGGAACCCGCUAGCCAAUAAGGGCUGGGAGGAAGUAGCCAAAGCCAAACUUUCAGAACUUGGUGUCAUGUCAAUGUUAAAAAAAGAGUGAGCAGUGGAUCAGGAUGUGAGGACUCAGUGAUUAAUGGUUCAGAGUACAGAUUACUCUGUGUGUUUGUCAGCUUCAGUGACAGCAAACGGAGCAUGUCUGUCGUUUCAUUUAUUUACAGAUCAGUGCAUGCAGGGCGCUUUUCACUGAAAGAAAAAAAAAACUCUAUACACUAAUGUAACUAUAAGGAGCUUUGGAUCUAUGUGUAUGUUAAUAUUCAAAACAUAAGCUCAGAGUUUGUGAUUUUUUUUUUGUCUGGGAAUUGCUUUUAUUAAACGUCUUAAGACUGUACCUUGUAACUAUCCUUAAUGUCCAUGUGUAAACUUUGAAUUAAGCUCCACAACAAGCAUUACAGCUUGUCCCAGUCUGUAUUAGACAAUGAUGAUACACACUGGGACACCCAGUGACCUCUAAACGUGACCAUAGAAAAUAAAUGUCCAGAUAAAUGCACAUAUUAGACAUUUUAAUUUACCUGCAAAUGGUAUUAAUUCACCAAAAUGAACAAUGGUCAUUAGAACUAACUAAAAAAAAAGGUCCUGCAUGUUUUAUGUAAACAAAAAGAGAAGGUCCUCCUCAAGAAGAAAAAACGUAUACACUUAGUUAAAAGUAUUCUUCAUGUAUUCUUUUAAAAAUUUCUCUUUUAAUUGUCAUUGAUUUUGUUUGUGUUUUAUUUGUUUGCACAUUGAUUUUGUCCACAGUUUUUUACUACUUCUGUGUAUUUCUUGGCU
Larimichthys crocea (large yellow croaker) is the source of this 1762-nucleotide messenger RNA. RefSeq names its product single-strand selective monofunctional uracil DNA glycosylase. Gene Ontology annotation, molecular function: single-strand selective uracil DNA N-glycosylase activity; oxidized pyrimidine nucleobase lesion DNA N-glycosylase activity. Lineage: Eukaryota; Metazoa; Chordata; Actinopteri; Sciaenidae. Gene Ontology annotation, biological process: base-excision repair. The transcript has 2 exons. The record is from RefSeq and is a predicted model, not a curated record. The coding region runs from base 195 to 1037 and encodes 280 amino acids.